GUUUUGUGUCAUUGCUCAGAAAAAGAAAAGCUUUGAGAAAAUUGUUGUGCUUGUGGGCAAUUGCAGACAAUGGUCGGUAUCAUGUCGUUGAUAACAGGGUGGCCAGGCCCGAGUGGGUUUGGUUCUGCUUCAACUGCAGAGAAGGUCACCGAAGGAAUCGAUGCCUCCAAUCUCACUGCCAUUAUUACAGGAGGAGCGAGUGGAAUUGGCUUUGAGACAGCAAGAGUUUUAGCUCUUCGAAAGGUGCACGUGAUCAUUGCUGCAAGAAAUAUGGAAGCUUGCAAGAAAGCUAAGAAUCUUAUUCUGCAGCAAAACCCGUCCGCUCGUAUCGAUAUACUGAAGCUCGACCUUUCCUCGGUCAAGUCUAUCAGAGCAUUUGUUGACAACUUCAUCGCUCUUGAUCUUCCACUCAACAUAUUAAUAAACAAUGCUGGAGUUAUGUUCUGCCCUUUCCAACUCUCACAGGACGGGAUUGAGAUGCAGUUCGCAACAAAUCAUAUCGGUCAUUUCCUGUUGACCAAUCUUCUUCUUGACAAAAUGAAACAAACUGCAAAAGCCAGUGGAAUCGAGGGAAGGAUCGUGAAUCUGUCUUCAAUUGCCCAUAACUAUAGUUACCCAAAGGGAAUUCGAUUUGAGAAGAUCAAUAAUCGAAACGGUUACUGUGACAAGAAAGCAUAUGGGCAGUCCAAGUUGGCUAACAUCCUUCAUGCAAAUGAGCUAGCUCGCCGCCUGCAGGAAGAGGGGGCGAACAUUACAGCCAACUCAGUCCACCCAGGAGUGAUAAUGACUCCUCUCAUGAGACACUCCUCCUUCCUUAUGCAUCUUCUGAAAGUGUUCACCUUUUACAUAUGGAAGAAUGUCCCACAGGGGACAGCCACAACAUGCUAUGUUGCUCUGCACCCAAGCAUGAAAGGCGUGAGUGGGAAAUACUUUCAGGAUUGCAAUGAGCACAGGCCAAAUUCUUAUGCCAGAAACCAAGUGCUAGCCGCCAAACUCUGGGAUUUCAGCAACACGGUCAUCAAUUCACUUUCCAAGGCUUAGCUUCAAUCCCACUUGCUGUUCGGUGCUUCAUUGGAAUUAUCAGCUCUCCCUAUGAAUAACAUGCCCCAUAUAGUUUACAACUGCAAUUGCUGCCUUUCCAUAUCGUUCAUUGAAUGUUUUUAAUAUUUUCACUUGUAAGUUUUUUUUUUUUUUUUACUGUUAUUUGUGCUUCAUGUCUCUGAAAAGCAAUCUAAUACCAUAAUAAAUUUACUCCUUCAUAAUUUCUCCA
Messenger RNA from Prosopis cineraria, 1270 nucleotides. RefSeq names its product short-chain dehydrogenase TIC 32 B, chloroplastic-like. Lineage: Eukaryota; Viridiplantae; Streptophyta; Magnoliopsida; Fabales; Fabaceae. The record is from RefSeq and is a predicted model, not a curated record. The coding region runs from base 70 to 1041 and encodes 323 amino acids. The transcript is spliced from 8 exons.